Messenger RNA from Micromonas commoda, 2343 nucleotides. RefSeq lists its product with no specific name. Gene Ontology annotation, cellular component: cytosol. NCBI's taxonomy places the organism in Eukaryota, Viridiplantae, Chlorophyta, Mamiellophyceae, Mamiellales, Mamiellaceae. The record is from RefSeq and is a predicted model, not a curated record. Bases 1 to 2343 code for a protein of 780 amino acids. The transcript has a single exon. Gene Ontology annotation, molecular function: mRNA binding.
AUGGCGUUACGUCGCAUCGCACUCGGUGCGGCGCGUCGCGUCCUCGCCCCGCGCGGCGCCGGGAUCUUCGGCGAGAGCGUCCACGGCGGACCGCGUCGCCCGCCGUUCGUUAGGUUUUGCGCGGGUGGUGGAUCGUCGGGCCCCAGCGACGGGAACGAGCGCGGCGACGACGGGGAGGACGCCGCCGGCGCCGACGCCCCCGUCGCGGAGGUCGAAUCGCCGGUGUGGAACGUUCCGGACGACGCGCCCUCGCCCGAGACCCACGCGCGGGCGUCGUCGUCGUCGCCGGUUGGCCAGGACGGCGAUCGGACGAGCGACGGAAAGGACGACCCCGCGCGGGGGAAGAAGUUCGUCCCGUACUUCGUCCGCGCGGGCAACGCCGCGGGCGCCGACGGCGGCGACACCGACGCCGACGCGCCCCAACGCGAACGACGGGGCGAGCAGCGCGGCGGUUCCGCCGCCCGGCGUCGAUGGGACGAGUCCGAGAAUCUGUUCGUGAGAAACCUUCCGCCCGACUUUAGCGCCGCGCGACUCGCCAAACUCUUCCGCCAGCACGGCGACGUCCUCUCCGCCAAGUACGUCGCCGACGUCGAACGAUCGCCGUACGGCUUCGUCCGAUUCAAGUCCAAGGAAGACGCGGCACGGGCGGUGGCGGAGUUGCACGGGGUGAAGCUCGGCGGCGACGGCGUGGGUCCCGCGACGGCGCCGCUGGAGGUGAGCGUCGCCAUGACCAAGGCGGAACAGAGGGACGCGCUCGCGGACAGGCGCAGGCGAAAGGAGGAGGCGCGGGAGGAACGCGCGGCGAGGAAAGCGGCGUGGGAGACGCGGCACAAGGAGUGGCUCGCGAGGCAAGCCGAGUGGAACGAGCGGCAGCGGCUGCGGGAGGAGCGACGCGCCGCCGCGAGGGAACGCGUUUCCAUUCACGUCAAGGGCGCGCCCAGGGGUUUAGACGCGGAGAAGGUGGCGAAGAUUUUCGCCCCGUUUGGCGACGUCGCGAGGGUCAAGCUGUGGUACGCCAACGGCCCGAGCCCUUCGGCGGUGCUCUCGAUGGGCACGGCGGAGCAGGCGGCGGCGGCGAUCGCGAUGCUCGGCGGGCGGAAGCUCGAGGGGUGUCUCAACCCCAUGACGAUCACGGUGGCGCGCAGAUCCGGCGGCAAGGGCGCGAAAGCCCCAUCCGAAUCCGCCGACGAGUCUUCGGACUCGGAGGACUCCGAAUCCUCCGAUUCCUCCGAGUCCUCCGAGUCCGAGUCCGAACCCGACGUCGUCAAGCUCCCGGUGAUUGACGUGGACGACGAGAUGCUCGCGAAGCAGAGGGCCGCGAUGGACGCCGCGUCCGCCAUCGCCGCGGAGGUUCGAGCCGCGCGGUCGGACGCGUUUGUCGGACGAAGACCGACCGGGGACGGGGACCGAUCGGGGACCGGUCGCGACGACGCGAGAGCCGGCCGCGCGUACGGCGGCAGACGCGGGCCGGGCGGUUCUCCGACGGCCGCGUCAUCCAUCGGUCGACACGCGGCACGCGGCGAGGCGGUCGCCGGGCCCGGCGCCUCGGACUUUCGCCUCGACGCUCGAGCGACGGAGCGGCUGGAGUCGGCGGCGGGCGGCUUCUCGCGGCGACGGGGCGCCGGACGAUCUCAGUUUGGCGGUUUCGAGAACGCGUCGCUUCGACCGGGGGGUCGGAGAGGACCGGGUGGCGGUUCGGGUGGCGGUUCGUCUUCCCGGCGUCGGUCCGCGCGUGACGUUCCGUUCGGCGCCGGCCCGAUCGACGCCAAGACGCGUGCGGCGAUCGCCGCGAGGGUGCGCGAGGCGCGGGAGGCGGCGCACGGCGACGUCACCUUCGACUGGGACGUCGGCGAGUUUGAGCACGGCGCGAGGCUCGAGUUUGACGAGAACUGGAACACGGCGGAGUUCAACGCCGCGCCUUACGUGCCCGGGUUUGGACUUGCCAAGCCCGUGGAAGAGGAGGACGGCGCGAUGCUCGACGCGCACAAGGACUGGCUCAUGCGCGUGGGUAACAUCGCGAAUGACGCGCAGUACGAGGAGAGCAAGAGGAUCGCGCUCCAGCAGUUUGAGCACUACAAGAGGAUGGACGAGAAGGAACGCAUCAGCCGCGGGGCUUCGCCGUUUCACGGGGAUUUCAUCGCGGAGAGGCAAUCCCUGGCGGAGCAGGUGGAGGGCAUCCCGGCUGACUCGCCCAUGUACGCCUUUGCCAAGAAGGCGGUGGACGCGUUGGACGGUAACGCGGGGUGGAGUUACGAUCGAAAGGUUCGCGCGCUUCGGUUCCUCGCCACGAGGGCGGAGAAGUACGGCCAAGGCGAGGACGCGUCGGCGCCGGUCGAGGGGUGA